Messenger RNA from Amoebophrya sp. A25, 1297 nucleotides. The record is from the annotation of a GenBank genome assembly. Lineage: Eukaryota; Dinophyceae; Syndiniales; Amoebophryaceae.
UUCCUGUCACCUUCUUGGUGCUUUUCGUUCUGUUAGGAUGUCUCCGCUUCUGCCUGUGCCGUAAUGCUGGUCCUCGUGGUAGACGAGAAGGUAGAAAACUGUGUUGCGGUUGCUGUCCCGGUGUUGGUUCUUCAAGAAAUAGUAGAAAACUACAAGGUCAGGGCGUGAUAGAGGACCAGGACGGCCUGUCCUCCGAGCAGCGGCAACUUCUUCUACCACAAACACCCUUGCACCAAACGAAAAGCACACAGAAGACGAACAUAGUCCUACAACGAUCCGGUGGCUCAUCUACUGCGAAGAAGAGCAUAGGCCGUUCGGAUAGCGGUCUACUCAGCAAAACAGUCGAUUCCCGAGAAAAGCCGCGACGUUCCUGUUGUAGCUGUUUCACCGCUAUGUUUCUCUGUGGAUGUGCCUUCCUAUUGUACCAAAGUUCAGGCGGAGCCUUUCUGCGUGGACGAGCAGCUGCCUUCCGGUAUCACGUGCGACCAGGCCAGUGGUAUCAUAUCCGUGUGGACACAUUACAGUGCAUGCUUGCAAAAGCAGGGUUAGGUACGUGGACACAACAGCUUGUCGACUAUACACGUGGUGACCGUUAUCGAGCUCUUUGCGCCAAGCUUAGAAGAAGUGAUCGUUCCUGUACUGGAGAUGGUAGGGAUAUGUGGUUACGAGUACAGUUUGCGGAUUGCAGAACAUCUACUGCUGGAGAUACAACAACUACAGAAGAUCAUGUUGACAACCUUCUUGGCAGAACGAGUGACGAGGAGCAAGCGGAUGAAGAAGUUGAGGAUCCAGCCUUUGAUCAACAGCUUCAGGCACAAGCUGCAGAAGAGCAACACUUGGUCUCUCUGGACCGUGCUGUGCAACUCGCGACGAAACUACUUCAUGACCGGUCUAUGCAGAGAGAGAUAACAGUUUCAGGAGGCCAAGACCAUGUCCAUGCGACCACAAAUGCAGCACUUGAAGUAGAUCGUUUCGUUGCUAAGUUACAGAUUGGUGAUGGAGGUGACAGGAGUGGAACUACCGGAAACAAACUUGGUGCUGUCUGGGUGGAUAUCCUAGAAGAUAGUGCAGCAAAUGAACUUGAUGAUAUCGCAGAAGUUCCACUUCCAGACGACGCGGAUGGAGGAGCAACAAGAACUUCUCCCAUAAGAAGUGCAACUACAAGAACUACUGCUGACCCUUCACAGUUGGCAGUAGCGCGUGCUCGCCUCGUUGCCGGUCUACUUCGAUACCAACGAGAAAGCAGUGCAGUUGGCUUUGCCUAUAUCGUGGCGCAACAUUUUUUCGUCUUCUUCUU